This is a messenger RNA of Neofelis nebulosa (Clouded leopard), 2086 nucleotides long. It is a transcript of the gene HNRNPH1, whose product is annotated as heterogeneous nuclear ribonucleoprotein H1. Gene Ontology annotation, cellular component: nucleoplasm; ribonucleoprotein complex. Lineage: Eukaryota; Metazoa; Chordata; Mammalia; Carnivora; Felidae. The record is from RefSeq and is a predicted model, not a curated record. Gene Ontology annotation, biological process: regulation of RNA splicing. The coding region runs from base 33 to 1451 and encodes 472 amino acids. The transcript has 12 exons. Gene Ontology annotation, molecular function: RNA binding.
UCUGUUUGGACGCCAGGACCCACUAAGAGACAAUGAUGUUGGGCACCGAAGGCGGAGAGGGAUUCGUGGUGAAGGUCCGGGGCUUGCCUUGGUCUUGCUCAGCAGACGAAGUGCAGCGUUUUUUUUCUGACUGCAAAAUUCAAAAUGGGGCUCAAGGUAUUCGUUUCAUCUACACCAGAGAAGGCAGACCGAGUGGCGAGGCUUUUGUUGAACUUGAAUCAGAAGAUGAAGUCAAAUUGGCCCUGAAAAAAGACAGAGAAACUAUGGGACACAGAUAUGUUGAAGUAUUCAAGUCAAACAACGUUGAAAUGGAUUGGGUGUUGAAGCAUACUGGUCCAAAUAGUCCUGACACGGCCAAUGAUGGCUUUGUACGGCUUAGAGGACUCCCCUUUGGAUGUAGCAAGGAAGAAAUUGUUCAGUUCUUCUCAGGGUUGGAAAUCGUGCCAAAUGGGAUAACAUUGCCGGUGGACUUCCAGGGGAGGAGUACGGGGGAGGCCUUCGUGCAGUUUGCUUCACAGGAAAUAGCUGAAAAGGCUCUAAAGAAACACAAGGAAAGAAUAGGGCACAGGUAUAUCGAAAUCUUUAAGAGCAGUCGAGCUGAAGUUAGAACUCACUAUGAUCCACCACGAAAGCUUAUGGCCAUGCAGCGGCCAGGUCCCUAUGACAGACCUGGAGCUGGCAGAGGGUAUAACAGCAUUGGCAGGGGAGCUGGCUUUGAACGGAUGAGACGUGGUGCUUAUGGAGGAGGUUAUGGAGGCUAUGAUGAUUAUAAUGGAUAUAAUGAUGGCUAUGGAUUUGGGUCAGAUAGAUUUGGAAGAGACCUCAAUUAUUGUUUUUCAGGAAUGUCUGAUCACAGAUAUGGGGAUGGUGGCUCUACUUUCCAGAGCACAACAGGACAUUGUGUACACAUGCGGGGAUUACCUUACAGAGCUACUGAGAACGACAUUUAUAAUUUCUUUUCACCGCUGAACCCUGUGAGAGUACACAUUGAAAUUGGUCCUGAUGGCAGAGUAACCGGUGAAGCAGACGUCGAGUUUGCAACUCACGAAGAUGCUGUGGCAGCUAUGUCAAAAGACAAAGCAAAUAUGCAACACAGAUAUGUAGAACUCUUCUUGAAUUCUACAGCAGGAGCAAGCGGUGGUGCUUACGAACACAGAUAUGUAGAACUCUUCUUGAAUUCUACAGCAGGAGCAAGCGGUGGUGCUUAUGGUAGCCAAAUGAUGGGAGGCAUGGGCUUGUCAAACCAGUCCAGUUAUGGUGGCCCAGCCAGUCAGCAGCUGAGUGGUGGUUAUGGAGGCGGCUAUGGCGGCCAGAGCAGCAUGAGUGGAUAUGGCAGCCAAGGAGCAGUGAACAGCAGCUACUACAGUAGUGGAAGCCGUGCAUCUAUGGGAGUGAACGGAAUGGGAGGGAUGUCUAGCAUGUCCAGUAUGAGUGGUGGAUGGGGAAUGUAAUUGAUCCUGAUCACUGACUCUUGGUCAACAUUUUUUAAAGAAAAAAGUUUAACAGUUUUGCAAUACAAGCUUGUGAUUUAUGCUUACUUUAAGUGGAAAUCAAGGAUUGUUUUAAAGACUUAAGGUUCAGUAUUUUUGAACACAAACUUUCAUCUAGGAUGUAACAACCGAGUAAACUAUAACUGUUAAACAAUUUUCAGCUUUUCUCUAGUUAUAUAGUAGGAUGUACUUAAGCAGUAAGUGUAUUUAGGUUAAAGCAGUUGAAUUAUGUUAAAUGUUGCUCUUAUACCACAUUACAUUGAACACUGUUUGGAUGCAUGUUGAAAGACAUGCUUUUUUUUUUUUUUUGUAAAACUCAAUAUAGGAGCUGUGUCUACAAUUAAAAGUGAAAACAUUUGGCAUGUUUGUUAAUUCUAGUUUCAUUUAAUAACCUCUAAGGCACGUAAGUUUAAGCUUUUUUUUUUUUUUUUAAGUUAAUGGGGGAAAUUUGAGACGCAAUACCAAUACUUUAGGAUUUUGGUCUUGGUGUUUGUAUGAAAUUCUGAGGCCUUGAUUUAAAUCUUUCAUUGUAUUGUGAUUUCCUUUUAGGUGUAUUGCGCUAAGUGAAACUUGUCAAAUAAAUCUUCUUUUAAAAA